AUGGCGACCGAGUUGACCGUCCAGUCGGAGCGUGCUUUCCAGAAGCAGCCUCACAUCUUCCAGAACUCGAAGACCAAGACCAAGAGCACCCGACCGGGCAAGGGUGGCCGACGAUGGUACAAGGACGUCGGUCUGGGUUUCCGAACCCCCAAGACCGCCAUUGAGGGCAGCUACAUCGACAAGAAGUGCCCUUUCACCGGUCUCGUCUCUAUCCGUGGCCGUAUCUUGACCGGUACCGUCGUUUCCACCAAGAUGCACCGCACCAUCAUCAUCCGCCGAGAGUACUUGCAUUUCAUCCCCAAGUACUCCCGUUACGAGAAGCGACACAAGAACGUUGCCGCUCACGUCUCCCCCGCUUUCCGUGUUCAGGAGGGUGACCAGGUCACCGUUGGCCAGUGCCGACCCCUCAGCAAGACCGUCCGCUUCAACGUCCUGCGUGUCCUGCCCCGAACUGGCACGUCCGUUAAGAAGUUCUCCAAGUUUUAA
Messenger RNA from Fusarium mangiferae, 486 nucleotides. RefSeq names its product putative 40s ribosomal protein s11.e, cytosolic. Bases 1 to 486 code for a protein of 161 amino acids. Gene Ontology annotation, biological process: translation. Gene Ontology annotation, cellular component: cytosolic small ribosomal subunit; ribosome. NCBI's taxonomy places the organism in Eukaryota, Fungi, Ascomycota, Sordariomycetes, Hypocreales, Nectriaceae. The transcript has 4 exons. Gene Ontology annotation, molecular function: structural constituent of ribosome. The record is from RefSeq and is a predicted model, not a curated record.